AUGGCAGCCCAGGGCGCAGAGGAUGGAGAAGAAGACAUGGAGGACGAUGAAAAUACUGACCAAGACUACGCACAGGAUCGCGAGAACGAUAGCGAGUUUGAGGUGACCGAGGAGGAUUUGUUCCAGGGUGGUCUCUACGAACCAUCCGUCCGGAUUCAAGUCCAAGGGAGUGAAGAAGGGAGUGAAGGGCCGGGAGGCGAUGGAGUGCGCCCACGACCCGGUGCGCCCGAAGAACGGAAGUCGAAGACCAACCCCAACAACAAGCUGAGUCAUCAGUUUCUUGCAAGGCAUAGGGACUGGCGGCUCUGCGGAAUGGGCCAUGUGUUCCUGUGGCUUCAUUUCAUCUACGACCUCGUUCCUCUGCGCUACGGCCCCGGUAUCGUCGAGCCUCUCGACUUUUCUGAACCGAUCUUGUGGACUAAAGCGCACCUCUUCUUUUCUUUGAAGAAGGGCAACCAGGGAAAGCAGAAGCAAGACGAGAUGCACUACAAAACGCAUAACACCUGGAUUAAGUGGGCCAUGACGAAGGCGAGAUGGAUUCUGAGCAAGGUGACACAUGCAUUCCGCAGAUCCGGAGCGCAACAACUCCAUGACGACGGUUGCUCCGACAACGAUAUCGACACUCUGGGCGGAUGGGCGCAGGGGGAGUUGCGGAGGUGUUAUGUGUUCGGCAUUCCGUUCAAGCCGGUUUGGCUGCUGGCAGGAUUCAGCGGGGAUCGUGGAGACUACUACAUCGGCAGAGCCCGCGCCAAGCUUCCGCGGCAUAAGGAUAAGGAGAAGGAUGAGUGGUUGCAGCUCUUGGAUCUCUUGAGGCUUCACAUUUUCCCCUGGGUCGAAGAGGGUUGGAAGAAGGAUCUGGCUAUGAUGUGGGCGUUCUGCCAUCAGCACGGCGUGAGAAACCCGCGGUGCAAUUGCGAGAGGCAUCCAUAUGUGCAGAUGAGCCCCUUGUGCAACCACCCGCUGUUCCAAAAGUGGGCGUACCUGGUCGCUAUCUCUCACUUCCAGGGCGAGAAGCUUCGGGCAACCGGCCAAACCACUGCCAAAGCAGACGCUAUCUUUCACACGACCGCAGAAGAGAAGAUGCAGAAGAUGCACCUCACCGCCAAUAUGCUCAGGGAGGAGCUUGGGAUUUUGAGAGGAUGUGAAAUGCAGUUGGCGAUGGAGAACGCUGAACUGAGGGAGAAACUCGCCGCUGAGCGAGAGGACAAGGCUCGGGUCAUUGCAGAGUUCGAAGCAUACAAGAGGUCUGUUGCGGCCAGGGAUGACGCGGCAAACACCUCUGCAGAGAUCGACGGAUCGUCGAAGAGCGCGGGAACAGGAGCAAACCAGGCAACGGACGCAUCCAAAGCACCAGUUGCUGUGGAAGAAUUCUUCGUCGUGGUCGUUGUGUCUUGGAGCGAAGCCACCACUAUUGCUGCUGCCUGGAAAGUGUGGGUGCAGCCAAGCCUCAUCAUGGGCGGCAGGUCACUGCGCGAAGUCUUUGCAGAGUUCGACCGGUAUAAGAAGAAGGACAAGAAUUCCAGCUUCAUCACCGCAUAUUCCCGGCUCGCUGACAAAGCUCCGAGGCGGCAACCGCAACGGCCAUUAAGCUGCUGGACGAGGUUUUUACUCGUGUGCAACUUCACGGAAUUCACCAACGGCCUGGCGGUGCUGCAUGAGACUCCGCCCAUCAAGAAACAGAAGACCGGUUCGUCGACGGAAAAGAGGACCGUCAACGACUUGGCGCAACGCAGAGUGGGCUGGCUGUUAGUCAAGAAGGGCCUUCGCGACCAGGAGUGGGCAACUUCGCUGUUUGGGGAUGAUGAGUGGGAGGAGAUCCACAAGGAACACAUGGCGCAGGAGAAGGCGGAAGAGGAGAAACAACGAACCGCUGCGGCGAAGAAGGCGGAACGGGAAAAGGCGAAGGGCGAAGCGUCGAAACGCUAG
Closterium sp. Naga37s-1 is the source of this 1926-nucleotide messenger RNA. Lineage: Eukaryota; Viridiplantae; Streptophyta; Zygnematophyceae; Desmidiales; Closteriaceae. The record is from the annotation of a GenBank genome assembly.